Molecule: messenger RNA, 2556 nt
Organism: Propithecus coquereli (Coquerel's sifaka)
Lineage: Eukaryota; Metazoa; Chordata; Mammalia; Primates; Indriidae
Gene: HOXA10
Product: homeobox A10
Exons: 2
Coding region: 25-1257 (410 amino acids)
Biological process (GO): regulation of transcription by RNA polymerase II
Cellular component (GO): nucleus
Molecular function (GO): DNA-binding transcription factor activity, RNA polymerase II-specific; RNA polymerase II cis-regulatory region sequence-specific DNA binding
Source: RefSeq, a predicted model, not a curated record
UAUUCAGCAUGUUUUGCACAAGAAAUGUCAGCCAGAAAGGGCUAUCUGCUCCCUUCGCCAAAUUAUCCCACAACAAUGUCAUGCUCCGAGAGCCCCGCCGCGAACUCUUUUUUGGUCGACUCGCUCAUCAGCUCGGGCAGAGGCGAGGCGGGCGGCGGUGGCGGUGGCGCUGGGGGCAGCGGCGGCGGUGGUUAUUACGCCCACGGCGGGGUCUACCUGCCGCCCGCUGCUGACCUGCCCUAUGGGUUGCAGAGCUGCGGGCUCUUCCCCGCGCUGGGCGGCAAGCGCAAUGAGGCGGCGUCGCCCGGAGGCAGUGGCGGUAGCGGGACCCUAGGUCCCGGGACGCACGGCUAUGGGCCCGCGCCCAUAGACCUGUGGCUAGACGCGCCGCGGUCGUGUCGGAUGGAGCAGCCUGAGGGGCCUCCGCCUCAGCCCCAGCAACAGCCGCCACCCCCGCCACAACCACCCCAGCCCCCGCCGCAGGCCACCUCGUGCUCUUUCGCUCAGAACAUCAAAGAAGAGAGCUCUUACUGCCUCUACGACUCUGCGGACAAAUGCCCCAAAGGCUCGGCCACCGGUGCCGAAUUGGCUCCCUUCCCUCGGGGCCCGCCACCCGACGGCUGCGCCCUGGGCGCCUCCAGCGGGGUGCCAGUGCCCGGCUACUUCCGCCUCUCGCAGGCCUAUGGCACGGCCAAGGGCUACGGCGGCGGCAGCGGCGGCACGCAGCAGCUCGGCGCCAGCCCGUUCCCGGCGCAGCCCCCGGGGCGCAGCUUCGACCCGCCGCCUGCGCUCGCCUCCGGCCCGGCGGAUGCGGCCCGGAAGGAGCGAGCCCUCGAUUCGCCGCCGCCCCCCACGCUGGCUUGCGGCGGCGGCGGGGGCUCGCAAGGCGACGAGGAGGCGCACGCGUCGUCCUCGGCCGCGGAGGAGCUCUCCCCGGCCCCUUCCGAGAGCAGCAAAGCCUCGCCGGAGAAGGACUCCCUGGGCAAUUCCAAAGGCGAAAACGCAGCCAACUGGCUCACAGCAAAGAGCGGUCGGAAGAAGCGCUGCCCCUACACGAAGCACCAAACACUGGAGCUGGAGAAGGAGUUUCUGUUCAACAUGUACCUUACUCGAGAGCGGCGCCUAGAGAUCAGCCGCAGCGUCCACCUCACGGACAGACAAGUGAAAAUCUGGUUUCAGAACCGCAGGAUGAAACUGAAGAAAAUGAACCGAGAAAACCGGAUCCGGGAGCUCACAGCCAACUUUAAUUUUUCCUGAUGAAGCUCCGGGCGACGCCUUUUAUUUUUAUUUUUAUUUUUUUGCUUCCAGAGCGCUGGUUCCCUCCCUCUGUCUUCAGCCUCUGCCCAGAAACUCGCACCUGUGCCGGAGCCCUAUUCCUCCCUCCCACACUCGCCAUCUCCUGGGCCAUUACAUCUGUGCAGGGCUGGUUUGUUCUGACUUUUUGUUUCUUUGUUUGCUUGGUGCUGGUUUAUUUGUUGUUUUCUGGGGGAAAAAGCCAUAUCAUGGUAAAAUUCUAUAGAGAUAGAUAUUGUCCUAAGUGUCAAGUCGUCACUGGGCUGGGUUUGCUGUUUUGGGGUCCCACGGCUUGAAAUGGCCCCUGUUCUCCGCCGAGCUGGUUUCCUGCCCAGCCAGGGGUAAACCUAGCCGGAAAGCCGAGGUUCCAUUGUCGGCGCUGAGGUGUCUGGCCUGAGGUCAAUGGUGCAAGGAGCCGCCACUGGGCACGCCAGCCUGGAGUGCUGGGCUGUGUUUAAUCAGGGGAUACAGGCCCCUCGGUGUCUUUUUUUUCUCUCUUCCUUUCUUCCUUGGCCAAGAGAAGGGCUGACAGGCAUGGUAUGCAGGUUGGCAAAAGGGCUUGACUUUGUCUGAUUGAAAAAGCAAGAAAGAGUCAGUAAGAUUAAAUUUUCCUUCCUCUGUAAGAUAUUCCAACUUGAAAAGAAAAAAAGAAUGACCAAGAGAAGGAAACUUCUCUUUUAGUUUGUGUAAGGUUUUGCAUUGCCUGACUAAAAUGUUUCAUUUAUCCCUGAAUUUCCAUAUCCUUCUGGCUGUAGAUAAAUAAUGUAGUUUUGUUUAUACAUGUGGAAUUAGUGGAUUUUUUGUCAUUAAAAUCGUUACCAGUGGUAACAGGCGACAAGCACACCACAAUUCUCCCUGUCUUGUGGAGUUGGUUUUUCUUAAUCACCUUUAAAUUUUUUUUUCUUUCUGAAAUUCACAGAAGCCUGUGAGGGCUGGGGCAAGCGGAAUAAACUAGAGAAGGGAGACAUUGUUUGGAUUUCCUUUAUACUGUGAAGUAACAUGCAUAAAAGGGUCAAACCUGUAGGUGCAGAAAAAGAAAAAACUAUAAAUACAAAUCUGUAUAAACGUCUAUUAUUAUGAAGAAUUGCCAAUCUUGUUUUAAGCAAAUGCAUUCUAUCAUUAUUAUAAAUGUUAGUUCUAGCUCUAUUUACUUCUAAUCUUAAAUCAGAAUAAAUUAAUAUUGUAUUGCUGCUGUGCGUGGAAAAAAGACGAUGUUUAUGUUCUUAUAGAAUAAAAGCUGUGGAAUGAAGCUUUUUAAUUUUA